ACCCCCAUCCUCCUUCUAGCCUGCAGGGUAGGGAGGGGUCUCUAUUUAAGCGAGGCGAGGAGACAGGAGCUGCAGAAGGAGAGACAGAGCUUGAGAAGACAUGGAGGUGAAAGGAUUCCUAAUUGCCAGCCUCCUGCUGCUGAGCUGCCACAUAGGCCAUACUCUUGACUGUUAUACCUGUGACUAUGGAACCUGCUUAUUUCCCUCCAAGACAUCAUGUGGCGUGCUACAAGUCUGCGGGAUUGAAACUGCCAAAGCAGGCUACAUUGGCAUGAAGAAGAAAGGAUGUCUAUACCCUACAGACUGCUUGACUGAGUCAUCUGUCGCUUAUGUGGGCGUGACAGUGACAACUACACGUUCCUGUUGUUUUACCGAAUUAUGCAAUUCAGCAACUGCCCCCAAAGUUUCUGUAGUCACUGGAAUUACCGCCAUCUUGUCUUUGGUACUUGCCAAACUUUUCUAAGCCCGUAUGUAUUGGGUCGGUGUCUUGUGUUUGAGUGCACUAAUGAGUCUUUGUGCUGUGUACUUGUAUCCAUGCGAAAAAGUGAUUAUUAUGCUCCCCACCUGAUGCCUAUCAAUACAAAUUUCUUGAAUGUCUUCCACUUUUCAAUGAAAUAUAUAUUUCUAUAUAA
Bufo bufo (common toad) is the source of this 632-nucleotide messenger RNA. It is a transcript of the gene SPACA4, whose product is annotated as sperm acrosome associated 4. The record is from RefSeq and is a predicted model, not a curated record. Bases 101 to 463 code for a protein of 120 amino acids. The transcript has 3 exons. Lineage: Eukaryota; Metazoa; Chordata; Amphibia; Anura; Bufonidae.